Molecule: messenger RNA, 1966 nt
Organism: Paramecium octaurelia
Lineage: Eukaryota; Ciliophora; Oligohymenophorea; Peniculida; Parameciidae
Source: the annotation of a GenBank genome assembly
AUGAAUAAUUAAUAGAGUAGGAACUUUGUCGGAAAGAAGAUUGAUGAUUAUAUACUUGUAGAUGUAUUAGGCACAGGAGCCUUCGGUUAAGUAAUUCUUCAAUUUAGAUUAAUUAAGGUUUUCUCUGCUUAGAAUAUCAUUACUAAGGAGUCCGUGGCCAUCAAGUCUGUGUCUAAAGCUAAAUUGUAAUCAUUUUGAUUUGAUAGUUAUUAGGAAAGAACAUAAUGGCUUAGUUGGAUAAUUACUAAAGACAGAAGUUUAAGUACUUGCUUAAUGCAGCAAUAUUAAUGUGGUUAAGAUGAAUAAGUAUCUGGAAAGCGAGAAUAAUUGCUAUUUAGUAAUGGAAUAUUGCAAUUGUAAUCUAAUUCAUUAAUGCCAAUAUAGAAGGAGAUCUUGAAUAAUUGUGGAAGAAAAAGAAUAGAAUAAUCCCAGAAGUAGAAGCUAUCUAGUAUAUCAAAUAGAUAUUAAAUGGCAUGAGAGGGUAAGACAAUUAAAAAAUUAUAGAUUGCACGAAAUGAAUGUAAUUCAUCGAGAUUUAAAAUUGCCAAAUAUACUAAUCUCUAAUAAUGUUCUAAAAAUAGGAGAUUUGGGUUUUGCUAAAAGAAUGGAGAGCUUAGACGGAGUUGUCAAAGAAGCAUUAGGUACUUUAGGCACUAUGGCACCUGAAAUCAUAGAGUUUAAGCCAUAUGGGAUUCUUGCUGACAUGUUUUCCAUUGGAGCAAUUUACUAUCAAAUGCUCUUUGGAGUACUCCCCUUCAGUAUUAAAAGCUACAAUGAUUUCUUGAGGGAUGUCAAAUCAAGUAUAUUCUAUAGUAUUAUUCUUUAAGAUUAGCCUAACUUUGCAAGAAAUAACAUCAAAAUAUCUAAGGAAUCAUAGGAAUUAUUAAUUAGAAUGCUAAAUCCAGAACCUAAAUUAAGAUUGUAAUGGAAUUAAUUGUAUGAGUCUCCAUUAUUUUCCAAUCAAGUGAUAAAUCCAGGUACUAAUUUAAAAUUGACUGUUUAUAGCCUUAUGUUAAUUAACAGUUGAAUAAGUAGUUGCUAAAUAAGUAGAUUUGAAAAUGAAUAAGUAAGUCUAUUAGCAAAACUAAUAAAAAUUUGACAACAUCAAUAACUAGGAUAUGAUAAAGAAACUAUAAUCUGAUGUUCCAAAGUUAGAGCACAAAUAAGUUUAGGAUAAUUCUAAUGAUGAGAAACUAUUAUAGGAGGCUCUUAAAUAAAAGCAAAUGUAACAAUAGAAGACGAAUGAUCUGAACAACGUGUUUGAGAAAUAUCUUAAUGAAAGAAAUACACUUGUAUUUUUAGGCACUGUUCUCCAUGAAAUUCAUUAGAGGAAACAUACCCAAAACACUAAUGUAAUUACUUUGAAUAUUUUAGGUGUUUCUUCCUGCCUUCAUUAUUUCAAAGAAAUUAAUUAUUGAAAUGAAUCGCUUCUUGGAGGUACUUAAAACAUAGAGAAAUAUCUAUAACUGUGCAUAUUUCUUUGAACUUUACACUUUCCCUUAAUUUAAUGCCUUUAUUAAGUUAUGCGAAGAGGAUUACUAAAUUCAGAUGGCUCAUUAUAAUGUGAUACAAUAACAAUUACAGUAUUUUAUUUCAUAUAUUUAGAAUUAUCCUUUAGCAAAUGCAAAAUUAAGCCAAUGAAAAAUAUAUAUCAGAAUUAUAACCUGCACCUUCAGGAUAAUUUGAAGAGAAUUAUCGAGAUAUCUUGAUCAAUUAUUAUAUGCAAUUAUAGGAUGAAAAGGGAAUAAAUGACGAUUAAGACAAUGCUAUAAAUAAUUUGUCUAUUUAUGUUUUAGAUACAAUAUUAUUUGAUAAAGAUGUUAAAAGAUAAGUAAGGCAUUCCUUUUUUUAUUUAUAGUUAUUAAACCAGAAAGUUGAGGACUAUCUCGAUAAGUUCAAUUUCUUGACUUGCAAAGAGAAGGAUGAAAUGAUUGCUUAAAAAUUUUAGCAAAUAUAUUCAUUUUGA